AAUUACAUGUUCUUCUCAAAUUGAACAAUCCGAUAUUCAAGACUAUGUCCAGGAAGAGGUAUGGAGAUCAUUUCUUAAACAUUUCUAUGAGGCAAUUGAUGAGGAAGCGACAUUUACAACAGAAUUUAAAAAAGCCUGA
This is a messenger RNA of Racocetra persica, 139 nucleotides long. NCBI's taxonomy places the organism in Eukaryota, Fungi, Glomeromycota, Glomeromycetes, Diversisporales, Gigasporaceae. The record is from the annotation of a GenBank genome assembly.